AUGCAUCCGCAAUCUGCUUGGUGGAUCUUCGCUCUGAGUCAAGCUCUUGACCUCAAGCCUCAAUUCGAGUCUCUGGAACAUACCUCAAUUUGCGACCAAGUUCUCCUGAAAUAUCCCAGAUUCAACGUUCCAAAAUUUAAUUACGAAGUCAAGGACUGGAAACUGACAUUUGGCGAUUUACCGCACUCGCUGGUGACUUCUACUACAGUUGGCAGAUUAGCGACUGCAUGCCUUCGAUCAGCAAUGAUUGGGGUUCAAAAUCCAGAGGAGAGCCUACUUGUUGCCGCAGAAAAGGGGAAUCUUCUUCGAACGGACUCUCCAUGA
Messenger RNA from Clonostachys byssicola, 324 nucleotides. Lineage: Eukaryota; Fungi; Ascomycota; Sordariomycetes; Hypocreales; Bionectriaceae. The record is from the annotation of a GenBank genome assembly.